Messenger RNA from Ixodes scapularis (black-legged tick), 3141 nucleotides. RefSeq names its product putative Polycomb group protein ASXL2 (gene Asx). Gene Ontology annotation, cellular component: PR-DUB complex. Gene Ontology annotation, molecular function: DNA binding; chromatin binding. The transcript is spliced from 15 exons. Gene Ontology annotation, biological process: animal organ morphogenesis; positive regulation of transcription by RNA polymerase II. The coding region runs from base 169 to 2982 and encodes 937 amino acids. Lineage: Eukaryota; Metazoa; Arthropoda; Arachnida; Ixodida; Ixodidae. The record is from RefSeq and is a predicted model, not a curated record.
GAAGUUUUUUGUUUUGGUUUUGGGGUGAAGUGAGAAAAGAGAGAAAACGGAUGUCACGUGACAUUGUUGUCCGCCUCUGAACAUGGCGAUGUUUACGUUAUCGCACUAAUCAAGCCGUACCGGGAGUUGCGCCUGUUUCCCGGUGGCAGGACCCGGUAUCCAAACACUAUGCAGCAAGAAGCGAGCAAGGAAAAGCCCGUUAAGAAGAAAAAAAUCCGGGCGUGGACCGAGGCAGCGCGCAUAGUUCUCGAGCUGCACCCUCACACACCCAUGUCCCACAAGGAGAUCUUCUCCGAAAUAUGCACCCGGGGACUCAAGGACGCGAGCCCGGCUUCACUGGCCUGCCUUAACGCUAUGCUGCACGCACACUCAAGGGGACCCGAGGCCAUCUUCUACAGGGUCUUCGGGGCCACCAGCGUCUUCGGUCUCAAGAGCGACAUUCCCAGCAGUGCAGUCAGCAUGGAGGUGGACGAAGAUUCAGGUCCGGAGACGGAGGACUCGGAAUCAGGAGUGGUCAGCUUCGUGCGGGACCGCAAGAAGGCCAAAGUACUGUACGUCAAGCUGCCGGGCAACUUCCGCUCAGGCAAGGGUCUCUCCCCGGAUUCUGUGGCGAAUGGGGAGCCCAACGUUCUCCUUCCGAUGGCCAACGGGUCUUGCAGUGCUGUCGAGUUGGGCAGAGAGGUCCUGCCACCGGCCCUGAGCUACGGAGGGGUGCGCCACUCGAUGCGGCAACAGAAGCGCGCCAACGCCUGCCUGGACUUUUCCGAACAGCGGUCCGUAGCCUGUGCACCGGUGGCGGUGCAGCGCAGCUCGGCGCGUGUGGCAGCCAAGAGCGUGGGUACGGCACAACAGUUGUCGGCGGCAGAUCGGCCGCAGACGAUGAGCGAGAUCCUGGCGUCCCUCCCCGGUCUUGGACUGAAGCCGCACAAGCGAUCCUCCCGCAAGUUGAGCAUGACCGCCCAGAUCGCCGAGACCAGGAAAGGCCUCGUCGACCUCGAGACUCCCGACUCCAUCUUGGUCAACACCAACAUCAAGGACCUGCUGACGAGGCACACGCUGUCGCUGCUGCCCCCGCUGUACCAGUACCGGCUGGUGCAGCUGCUCCCCGCAGCGGACCGGUGCGCCUGGGACGCGAGCUCGGUGGUGCGGCUGAGCGGUUCCGCCCUGAGCAACGAGUUCUUUGCCCGGGCCUGCCAGGAAUGGCGAGAGCGGCUGGCGGACGGGGAGCUCACCCACGAGAGCCGGCUGAGGGCCAGGGCAGAGCGGGAGCGCGCCUCCCGCCUGGACCCCUGGAAGGUGGCCAACUUCGAGGACGUCUGGGGCCACAGGCUUCCGUCCGAGGAGCGCCUGGCGUCGCUCAGCCUGACACCGGGUCCCCUGGCGGUGCCCUCUGCCAAGGGGGCGCACAAGAGCGGCCGGCCCCUGAGGAGGGGUGCCUCCGCCCACAGGACCAGCCCCUCCAGGCCCACUCCGGUAUCGAGGGGACGGUGUCCGGCAAGGCACGCGGUGCGGGGCAAGGCGUCGCUCAAGCGAGCGGCGGCCGCUAGGAGGGCGGCGGAGAGCCCAGCCGCCAAGAGGCUCAAGGAGGUUCCUUCCCCGUCGCCGGCUACUCCAGGGGUGGAGCCUCUGGUGGCCGCCAACGAAGCCCCCACGGCAACCGACCAAGUUGAAGACGAGCCCCAGGUUGUGCUUGUGGCAGAGCCCGAGGCUCCAGCGUCCCCUCCCCAUGCAGCCUCCUCCCGCCUCGAGGAGGAACCCCCGCUCUGCAUCACCCCCGAGGUCCCGUCUGUGGCUCCCGGGUCGGCCAACACCCCGGGACCCUCGGACGAACCGUCGGAAGGUCCGUGUCUCGACGAGGAGCUGGAGACGCUGUCCGCCGAGCAGCUGCUCCUCAGGGUCUACGACGAGACGGACGUCAAGUCCGACGGCCCCGACGAAGACCCGGACGCAAAGUACGACGAUGCAGAUCUGCACAAGUACGUCGAGUGCGCGGAGGAACUCGUCGUCACGCCGGCGCCCAUCGUCACUUCGGAGCCGUGCGGCUAUGACGUGCUGUCGGAGGACGGCGUUGCGGCCGAGGUGGCAGUCACCGUCGAGGCUGCCGUGGCAUCCGAAGAGGACGACGAGGAGUUAAUGCGGGUGGCAGAACCGAUGCCGGAGGUCCGCGCUAUGAGUCCGCUCCCGCCGCCGGCUGUGGAAGAGGUGGUUGUCAUGGCGGAGGAAGAGGAGGAGGAGGAAGUGAUGCUGGUGACGACGGUUGAACACGACGCGCCCGUCAUCCUGGCGACUGCAGAAGGCGUGCCACUCGUCGAAGGGCUGCUGCAGACAGAGGACGUCUUGGUCUUGGGUGCUGGGGAGGAGGUGGCGCCGCCCGGCCACGCAUUGGAUCACGUGGCACUGGAAGUGGUGGCGCAGGAGGAACCGCCCCUGGAGGCCCAAGUGGUCGAGGUCGAAGAAGUUCCGCUGGAGCUGGACAUUGCAGACCCGACGAUCGCGAUGCCGAGGCUGCCGUGGGUUUUCCAGGAGCCCGCGAGGCCGGAGCCUCGCAGCGCGACCCCGGAGCCCGCCGUGUCGCUCCAAAGAACGGCGCAGGUGCCACGGCCGUCCAGCGUCCCUCUGGUCGUCUCUGAGGGCAGAGCGGCUCGACCCUCGAGCGCUCCCCUUGUGGUUCCGGAAGGCGGCGUCGCGCUCCGAGCGGUCCGCAAAUCGCUCAGCUGCAAGGACCUGCUGGCACUGCAACGGCAAGGGGCAUCCGCCGUCUGCAUAUCGCUGGAGCCGCUCGCAGCGACGACGGUGGCACGCCUUGUUCCCACGGCGGCAGCGGGCAACGGGCGGCGGCCAGCGCCAGACGGUCGGGGCACGGGGGACGGGGCCUGCGGAUGCAACCUGAGGGCCAUGGCCAUCUGCCGCAAGUGCGGAGCCUUCUGCCACGACGGAUGCAUCGGACCCUCCAGGCUGUGCGUCACCUGCCUCAUUCGGUGACCGGAGACCGCUGCCGGUCGCGGUGACGGUGCCUGUUACGGGGAGACACCAAUAUUUAUUUGAAGGGGGAAGGUAUGGAGCGCGUUCCUCUUGUUACAAACUUUUUUCUUUCUUUUUUUUUUUUUUGACAUGUAAAUACAUUUUUUCAGUCGAGCAAAA